This is a messenger RNA of Myotis daubentonii (Daubenton's bat), 4111 nucleotides long. RefSeq names its product zinc finger SWIM-type containing 9 (gene ZSWIM9). Gene Ontology annotation, molecular function: zinc ion binding. The record is from RefSeq and is a predicted model, not a curated record. NCBI's taxonomy places the organism in Eukaryota, Metazoa, Chordata, Mammalia, Chiroptera, Vespertilionidae.
UCUUAGCUGGAAGUUGGGAACCUGCUUGAGGAAGUGUCCGCCACCGAGCUUAAGAGUCCUAUUCUGGGCGAGGGACCCUGACUGCACCUGGGGUCCCGUCUAUGCAGGAGGGAACCAGAGCUGGCACGAGGGGUCAGGAUGACAGGCUCCAGCCGUCCGUGGAUAGUGUAGGAGGUGGGAGGAGGCCAAGGAUGGGGUGGAGGUUAUUUCUAGAGAUGAAUGGGGUUGUAUCCCCCCCACCCCCCACCUGCAUUGAGGCACCAGCACGGAAGAGGCAGGUCUAAAGUGCAGGGAGUAGGAUGCCUCCGAUGGGGGUGGGUCGAUGGGGGUGGGUCGGCGGCCUUAGGCACACGUCCUCCCACCUUUGCCUCAGGUGCCCCAGGAUGGAGCGCCCACGGGGCCUGGCGGUGGGGCAGGAGGCGCAGGAGGAGCAGGAGCUGCUGGAACGGGCCUUCUUCUCCUGGGCUGAGUUCAGCCGCUUCUUCGACGCCUGGUGCCAGCAGCGGCUGGCGCUCUUCUUCAUCCAGAGCUCCAUGCACCUGACCCGCUGCCACUGGGCCAGGCUGCCCCCCCUGUACACGCUCAUCGACGUGCUCAAGUACAGCUACGUGCGGCUGGUGUGCAAGGAUGUGCGUGCUCCCAGCCGGCCCGCCAUGGGGCACCACGAGGCGGGCUGCCCGGCCUUCAUCAUCGUCAAGCUGAGCCCCCUGCGGGACCGCCUGGUGGUGACGGAGUGCCGGCUGACCCACUCGCACCCGGCCUGCCCCAUCGAGUUCGCCUACUACUUCCGCCCGGGCCGCCUGCUGGCCAACACCUGCCUGCCGGUGCGCACCACCAACAAGAUCUCCAAGCAGUUUCUGGUCCUGGCCGACGUGCACCGCCUGCUCUCCUACUGCAAGGACCGCGACCACAGCGUCAUCGACGCCCUGCGCGUGCUCCAGGGGCUCUUCCACAAGGACCCUGAGGCCAAGGUGAAGCUGGUGUUCAUGGAGAACCAGGCGGUGGUGGAGACCGUGUUCUUCCUGACGUCGCGCACGCGGGCGCUGCUGCGGCGCUUCCCGCGCCUGCUCCUGGUGGACCGGCUGCCGGGACUGCAGGGCGCCCUGGACCUGCUGGCGGUGCUGUGCGUGGACGGCGCGGGGCGCGCCCGCCAGGCCGCCUGCUGCGUGGCGCGCCCGGGCACCCCGAGCCUGCUGCGCUUCGCGCUGGCCUCGCUGCUGCAGAGCGUGCCGGACGUGAAGGGCCGCGUGCGCUGCCUGACGGCGGGGCCCGAGGUGACCGCGCAGCUGCCCGCCGUGCGCCAGCUGCUGCCGGGCGCGCGCGUGCAGAUCUGCCGCGCGCAGGGCCUGGAGACGCUGUUCAGCAAGGCGCAGGAGCUGGGCGGCGCCGGCCGCGAGGACCCCGGCCUGUGGCCCCGCCUGUGCCGCCUGGUGGGCGCCCCGUCGCCGGCCGCCUACGCCGAAGCGCUGGUGGAGCUGCGCGCCCACGGACCCGCCGCCUUCGUCGACUAUUUCGAGCGCAACUGGGCGUCCCGCCGCGACAUGUGGGUGCGCUUCCGCGCCUUCGAGGCGGCCCGCGAUCUGGACGCGUGCGCCCUGGUGCGCAGCCACCGCCGGCGCCUGCUGCGCCGUCUCAGCCCCUCGCGCAGCAUGGCGCAGUGCCUCCGCGACCUGGUGGCCAUGCAGUGGGCCGACGCGUCCGGAGAGGUGGCGCUCGACGGCGGGGGGCCUUGGCUGGAGGGCGAGCGGUGGAGGGGAGCGCAGGUCGAGAAUGAGAGGGCCAAGGGCCGGGAGAACGGAGACUGGGGAGGGGCCCCCCCUGAAGGGAGUCUUUGGAGAGGCGCCCCGUUAGAGGAGUGGGCCAAGGAACUGGAGACCAGAGACCGGCGCGAGGCUCAGUCCGAAAGGGAGAAGGAGCGAGGCGUGCAAGUCCGGUACUGGAGAGGGGUGCAGCUGGAGAACCAGAAGGUGAGGGGACUCGAGGGGAGCGUCUGGAGAAGGUCCCAGCUGGAGAGCGAGCACAGAGGCUGGAAGGGGGCCCAGCUGGAGGGUGAGCAGGACUGGGGGCUGGAAGGGUAUGUCUGGAGGGGGGCCCCCGCGGAGGACCAGGGGCUGAGGAGCUUGGAAGGGUACGCCUGGAGGAUGGCGCAGUUGGAGGACCGACGGAUUCGACUUCUGCAGACUGCGGACGGGAGGAGCCAGUUGGAUUGCGCCAGGGCCAGGGGCCUGGAGGGAGGCAGCAGCCGCAGGGGCGCGCAGGUGCCUGAUGCAAAGGUCUCUGGACUGAAACCCAGAGACCAGAAGGGGCUCCGGGUGGAAGCGGAGAAGGGAGGGAGGGUGGAGGUCAGGCACUGGAGGGGGGUCCAUUUGGAGAAGCCCCCGGAGCCGGUCCCUGAGAACAGAGACCAAAGGGCGCCCCACUGGGGACAGGAGAGGAGAGGGCCGGAAGUUAGAGAAGAGAGAGGAGUGAGGUCGGGGGUCAAAAGGAGAAGGGACCUGGAGGACGUGGUUCUGGUCCAGCUAGGGGACACGAGGGUGACAGGCCUGGAGGAUGGAGAGGGAGGGGGGGCUCGGUCUGGGGGUCCCCAGAACCGGGGAGGGCAAGGAAGGGAGUGUCUGGACGCAGGAGGGAGGUGUCUAGGGCUGGGGAAUGGAGUCGCGGGCGGCACCCCCACGGGAACUGUGUUUGAGGGUGAUCCUGAAUGGCCAGGGGACAGACUCCAGGAAGGAAGUGAAGGAGAAGGCCCCAGGGAACCAAAGAGACCUCGCUGCCCUUCAGGAGAGAAGGAGGUGGACUGGGAGCCGCUGGCCAAGUUCCGAGCGGCCUGCGGGCCGGAGCUGGCGGACCUGGUGGCGGAGGAGCUGUCCUUUGCCAGGCAGCACGGGACCCGGGGUUUCCACGUGACUGGAGCUGGCUUUGCCCUGAAGGACGGCACCUCCGACUUCUUCCUGGACGGCGCCCUGACGCGCUGCAGCUGCUCCAUCCACGCUGCCCGGCAUCUGCCCUGCCGCCACCUCUUCGCGGCGCGCCUCCUCACGGGCGCAGCCUUAUUCCACGUGGACCUGCUCAGGGACUGCUGGGGGAGAGCCCCAGAGUCCUGACCCUCAGCCCCUGCCCGCCACCCUCCCUGCGAGGGCCGGAGGGCAUCCUUUUAUCCCAAAGAUAACAAGGCCGAGGCCAAGGAGGCCACCCCAGCCCCUCUGGCCACCUCCUGGGUCCGCGGGAACGUGGUCAGUGCUCUCCAAGGUCCUGGAGCCACCGGUGAGGAAGGCAGUGGCCAGGGUGGAUUCUGAGGGAAUACAGGUAUAGACAGGGUCAGGCGGGGGCAGAAGGAAGAAAGGACAACCGAGGGAGGGGAGGACGCCAGGCUCCGGGGACAGCCUGGCAGGAGCAGACUGGGCAAGUCCACGCAGCGCAGCAGGAGACGGGCAAAGCAAGGAAGAAAGAGGACAGAUGGAGGAGCGGUAAGGGAAGAAAAGACAACAAGGAGAUAGAAAUGGGGGAGAGAGCGCAAGAAAGGAGGCGGAAAUGGAGAAGAAACAGGAAGGAGCAGAGAGAGGCAGGAGGAGGGGAAGGGAAGGGGAGACAAGGUGAAGGAGAGGGAAGAGCACAGGGAGACCCAACACAGGAAAAGUGUGGGAGAGAAGACAAGAGCGGGGUGAUUUGAGUUCUUUCCCCAAGGACUGGAGGCUUGGAUCCCUUCACCUUCUGGUUGGUCAUUCCCAGAAGCCGGAACAAGAGGGAGCACAGAGGGUCUCUGUGGGAUGGCCCGGGGGCCUCCAGUGGGGGAGGGGAGCCAUCGGGGCUAUUGUGCUUCAAGAUUGGAAUAAAACAGCAUUAUUUUGGUUUCCACGCUGAGUUCUUGACUUCUGGGGGAGGGUCGGAGGCCCGGCCUGGAGGGAAAUUGAGGUGGUCCAGCAUUCCUUCAUUCUUUCAGUGGGCCUGUGGGGGACAGGUGGAGCCAGGGGGCCAAAAUGAAUCCCUCUCACGGCAGCUUAGGCUUCCUGUACCUCUACCUGCUCCACCUGCUCAGCUCAAUCCCUUCAGGCCUCUCCUCAGUGUCACCUCCUAAGGUCACCUCCAUCCCUGAACAGUUCAUCUAAGGAGCGAG